Molecule: messenger RNA, 2011 nt
Organism: Aptenodytes forsteri (emperor penguin)
Lineage: Eukaryota; Metazoa; Chordata; Aves; Sphenisciformes; Spheniscidae
Gene: NAMPT
Product: nicotinamide phosphoribosyltransferase
Exons: 11
Biological process (GO): NAD+ biosynthetic process
Molecular function (GO): nicotinamide phosphoribosyltransferase activity
Source: RefSeq, a predicted model, not a curated record
AUAACGUUGCUUGAUAGCAAUGGCCAAGUACAGGUGCAUUCUCCACGCUCUGAUCCGGUGAUUUCUGACCCAGAAGCUCUUGAUGUGCCUCACAACGUUACACACUACAAGCAAUAUCCACCUAAUACAAGCAAAGUAUAUUCCUACUUUGAAUGUCGUGAAAAGAAGACGGAAAAUUCCAAAUUAAGGAAAGUGAAAUAUGAAGAAACUGUUUUUUAUGGUUUGCAGUACAUUCUGAAUAAAUACUUAAAAGGUAAAGUGGUGACCAAAGAGAAAAUCAAGGAAGCCAAAGAAGUAUAUAGGGAGCAUUUUCAAGAUGAUGUCUUCAAUGAAAAGGGAUGGAACUAUAUUCUGGAGAAAUACGAUGGCCAUCUUCCUAUAGAAAUAAAGGCUGUUCCUGAGGGCUCUGUAAUUCCCAGAGGAAAUGUUCUUUUUACGGUAGAAAACACAGAUCCAGAGUGCUACUGGCUCACAAAUUGGAUUGAGACUAUUCUUGUGCAGUCAUGGUAUCCAAUCACAGUGGCUACAAACUCUAGAGAGCAGAAAAAGAUUUUGGCCAAAUAUUUGCUAGAGACUUCUGGCAGCUUAGAAGGACUGGAGUAUAAACUGCAUGACUUCGGCUACAGAGGAGUUUCUUCACAAGAGACUGCGGGAAUAGGAGCUUCAGCUCAUUUGGUGAACUUCAAAGGAACAGACACUGUAGCAGGAAUUGCAUUAAUUAAAAAGUACUACGGUACAAAAGAUCCGGUUCCAGGAUAUUCUAUUCCAGCUGCUGAACACAGUACCAUAACAGCUUGGGGAAAAGAUCAUGAAAAAGAUGCUUUUGAACACAUAGUGACACAGUUUUCUUCAGUGCCUGUAUCUGUGGUUAGUGACAGCUACGACAUUUACAAUGCUUGUGAAAAAAUAUGGGGUGAUGACUUAAGGCAUAUAAUUGAAGCCCGAAGUCCAGAGGCACCACUUAUUAUUAGACCAGAUUCUGGGAAUCCCCUUGACACUGUUUUAAAGGUCUUGGAGAUCUUAGGGAAGAAGUUUCCCAUUACAGAGAACUCAAAGGGCUACAAGUUGCUGCCACCGUAUCUCAGAGUUAUUCAAGGGGAUGGUGUGGAUAUCAACACAUUGCAAGAGAUUGUGGAGGGAAUGAAGAAGAAUAAAUGGAGUAUUGAGAAUAUUGCCUUUGGAUCUGGUGGAGCUUUGUUGCAGAAACUAACCAGAGAUCUCUUAAACUGUUCCUUCAAAUGUAGUUACGUGGUGACCAACGGUCUCGGGGUAAAUGUCUUCAAGGAUCCGGUUGCUGAUCCGAACAAGAGGUCAAAGAAAGGCAGACUGUCGUUGCAUAGGACACCUGCUGGAGAUUACGUGACGCUUGAAGAAGGCAAGGGAGAUCUUGAAGAGUAUGGACAGGAUCUCCUUCAUACAGUAUUUAAGAAUGGAAAGGUAACGAAGUCAUAUUCAUUUGAUGAAGUAAGACAAAAUGCCAGGCUGAAGAACAGUGAACUAGAAGUGGCGUCUCACUAAGUUUCAUUCCAUGUCUGUGUAUGUGUGCGUGUAACAAGUACGUACUGCAUAGCUACUGGGUUUAUUGUACAGAUUUGUGUGUUUGUGUUCUAUGACAUUGUAGCCAAAUUAUUUGUUGGUUUAUGGACAUACUGCCCUAUCUUUUGCCAGUCUUUAGAAAAGAUGAAAUCAGGAAAUGGUACUUACAUUGUAAAACAUAUUUAAUGCUAAAGUGUGAUUUUUAGGGCCCUUUGCCAGUAGUGAUUCAAUCUGGUAUUGAUCUUUUCACAAAUGAGACAGAGCUGAGAAACUUUUUUAUAUAUAACAGAAUAUCACAAAAUGGAUUUACAUAAAAUUAUCAUGAUUGCUUUAUGUUUAUAUUUAACUUGUAUUUUUGUACAAACAAGAUUGUGUAAAAUAUAUUUAAAGUUUCAAUAAUUAAGUCUUUCCAACUUUUCAUGAUUUUUAUGAGCACAGACUUUCAAGAAAAUAUUUGGGGGGGGGAAUCCAUUGC